This is a messenger RNA of Lineus longissimus, 9695 nucleotides long. Its product is annotated as lipoxygenase homology domain-containing protein 1-like. Bases 174 to 7859 code for a protein of 2561 amino acids. The transcript has 49 exons. NCBI's taxonomy places the organism in Eukaryota, Metazoa, Nemertea, Pilidiophora, Heteronemertea, Lineidae. Gene Ontology annotation, molecular function: protein binding. The record is from RefSeq and is a predicted model, not a curated record.
UUUUUUCAUGUGAGGGCAAAGCACUGUUGAAGGCACUACAAAAACCACUGAUAUUGAUGAAUUACACUGGCCAAUGUCGGCUGCACCGGUUCUGAUCGAAAACAUGGAGAAUAUGUAACAAGAAAAACCUAUUUUGUCUUUUUAAUAAUCAACCGUCCAAAAAAAGUGCCAAAAUGGAUUACAACCCGAAUGGAACAUCGUACAUGCAUCACACCUACUCAAAUACUGAGAUCUCUCAGUGGGCCACGCAGGAACCGCAUGCCCCCUAUGCUACGAUAAAAAACUCCCACUCUAUGAAGUUUGGGAGGUCGUUGAGACCAACGUCAGCUCCUGUCAAAUCUGAGUAUGCCCAAAUGCGACGGCCUCCAUCAUCAUCAUAUAGCAUGAGAGAUGACGACAGUGGCAUCUACCGACCACCCUUUGCACCCCGCAAAACAGAUGCUAUGUUCACACACUUAGGACACGGUAAGGGCGGGUCCCUACCCUCUUACAACCCCUUACAUGACCCGCACCUGCAUGAAUUUUACGAGCGAAGAUUUGGAAGAAUGGUCGAAGACGCUGAGCGUCUUCAACGGUUUCGCCAUGACAAACAGGCUCAUCGGGUCGUGCUGAGGAAACAAAUGAAAGAACGAGGCAAAUCGUCAUCAAAAAUGGUGCUAUAUAAGGUUGCCGUGACGACGGGUGACCAGAAAGGGUCAGGAACAGAUGCCAGAGUAUUUCUGCGAGUGAAUGGAACAAAAGGCAAGCUGCCGAAAACCCGCUUAUACAAGCUACCUGGAAAGAAGGACGAUGAAAAAGAAGCCUUCAAAUUUUCGCGGGAAAAACCGAUGACUGCCGCUGCAAAGAAACAGCGAGAGAAGGCUGUGCCAUUCAAGUUCUCGAAGGGGACAACACAUGUGUUCAAAGUGAAGGCAGCAGAUUUUGGAGAGAUCAAGUCGAUUCAUUUAGAGCAUGAUGGCCUUGGCAAGCAGCACAGCUGGUACCUAGAGUCUGUCGAGAUCAUCAACACGGCCAACAAGAAGUCAUGGUUCUUCAGAUGUGCACAGUGGCUUUCAUUGCAUGUCGGCGACUGCCAAAAUAGCCGAGAACUUUUCGCCAAAAAGAGUGCGAAAACAGAAUAUGAGAUCAUUGUGGUCACAGGUGAUGUGAUCGGGUCUGGUACGAACGCCAACGUUUUCCUCACAAUUCAUGGGAAAUCUGGCGUAACUCCCAAGAUGCAUCUGAAGGAUACGUCGAAAAGAAUGUUUGAGAGAAAUCAGAGUGACAUCUUUGUAAUGAAGGCCAAUUGUGUGGGACCAAUGACAAAAGUGAGGAUACAGCAUGACAACACUGGGAAAUACCCUGGCUGGUAUGUCGAGCGCGUCGUCAUCACCGACCUCAAACACCCCAAGUGGAAAUACUUCUUUCCUUGUGGACAAUGGUUGUCGAGGACAGAGGGGGAUGGGUCCAUCUGUAGGGAUCUCCUCGGUAGCCAGGACCCUCUGGCCCAGCGGAAAGCGAGUCAGUAUCGUGUGACCGUCUUCACGGGGAACGUCAGAGGGGCCGGUACGGACGCCAACGUCCAUGUCUGUCUCUUCGGAGAUCAAGGCGAGUCGACGCCGAAACGCCUGGACAAGACGGGAAAUAAUUUCGAAAGAGGAAAGAAAGAUGAAUUCAUGAUCAGUUGCCCUGCUGUGGGAAAGAUUCAGCGCAUAAGAAUCGGCCACGAUAACUCUGGGCCAAGUCCUGGAUGGUUCCUUGAUAAGGUGAUCGUCGAUGACUUGGAGCUGAACCGAGUUUAUGAGUUCCCGUGCCAACGCUGGUUUGCGAAAGACGAAGAUGACGGGAAGUUGUCACGAGAGCUCGUGCACGGCAUUGGUAUUGAUGAUGCCGUCCCAGGUAUACCCUAUCAGAUUCGGAUGACAACGGGUGAUGUCCGUCUGGCCGCUACAUCUGCACGCGUCUUCAUCAUCCUGUAUGGCGGGAAAGACGGCGAAGAGAACAGCGGGAAAAUCUGGCUGGACAACGGCCAAUUCCAGCGCGGGAAAACGGAUAUCUUUGAUGUGGAGGUGGUAAAGAUGUUGAUGCCACUCACACGGAUAGAUGUCGGCCAUGACAACUCCGGUCCUGGACCAGGGUGGUAUUUAGACAAGGCUGUGAUAAGUUGUCCCAGCGCGGGUAUCGAGCAGACGUUCUUGUGUAACAAAUGGUUUGCGCUGGAUGAAGGUGAUGGUGUGAUUGAGCGCACGCUGUAUGAACAGAAGACCAUGCGCAAAGAGCAGGAGAAGAAGAUCACAUGGUUUGUGAGAGUGUAUACCAGCAACAUGAAGAACGCCGGCACCGAUGCAAACGUCAACAUUGUCGUCUACGGCUUCGGCAAGAAGAAGGAAGUGCUCAAGUCAGACGUUGUACCGCUGAAAGCCAUGGGUGACAUGUUCGAGUCCGGCCAGUGCGACAAGUUCAAGAUUAGCAUGUGUGAGAUCGGUACGCCGUUUAAGUUGAGAGUUGGCCACGACAACCAUGGCACUGCUUCCGGUUGGCACUUAGAAAGGAUCGAGAUGGAAAACAUGGUGACGAAGAAGAAGUACUCGUUCAACUGCAAGCGGUGGUUGGCGAGGGGUGAAGAUGACUGGUCUAUAGUCCGGGAGAUGUCCGCUGAGGGCACUGACGUCAAGAAACCAGUACCAUUGACGAAGUACGACGUUGAGGUCUACACUGGAAACAAGAUGGCCGCCGGUACCGACGCCAAUGUUUUCCUGAAUAUCUACGGUGAGCAGGGCGACACCGGAGAUCGUGACUUAGUCAAGUCGUCGACACACAGGAACAAGUUCGAAAGGGCGAAGACACCAGACGAGAUGGAUAAAUUUGAAAUCGAGGCGUGUGACCUGAAGCAACUGAAGAAGAUUCGUAUCGGUCAUGACGGGAAGAAUCCCGGUGCUGGUUGGUAUCUCAACAAGGUCGUCAUACAGGAAGCUAACCACCCGGAGACCAAAGUCACAUUUGAUGUAAACCGUUGGUUGGCUUUCGACGAGGAUGACGGAGCGAUUGUGAGAGAAAUCACUGCACAAGGUGCUCAAGGGUUAACAACCACCUCCUACCAUGUCCACGUCAAGACAGGCGAGUGUAAAAAUGCUGGGACUGACUCGAACGUCCAUGUACAGCUGUUCGGGUCCUCUGGUGACACAGGCAAGCUGUUCUUGAAGAGCGCUGACAAUAACUUCAACAAGUUCGAGAGAGGCAGGACGGACUUGUUUAAGCUGGAGGCUGCAGAUAUUGGAAAGAUCUGGAGGCUGCAUAUUGGUUUAGGCCUCGAGGAAACGAUUGAGAAACUUCGAGUCGGCCAUGACAGUUUCCUGGCAUCUGCCGGAUGGUUCUUGGACGAGGUCCGUGUUGAUAUACCAUCCCGCGGUGAAUACUAUCGCUUCGCGUGCCAUCGUUGGCUGGACAAGGGUGAAAUGGACGGGAAGACAGAAAUCGACAUCGAACCAUCGGAGAUGCGCGAAGGACAGAUAUCCAUCCCGUACGAAGUAACAGUGUGGACUGGGGACAAGUCUGGUGCAGGGACUGACUCUAACGUCUUCCUGCAGAUGUACGGAGAGAAAGGCAAGACCGAGGAAUUCCAGUUGAGGAACAGAACGGACAACUUUGAAAAGAACCAAAUUGAUAAAUUUAAGAUUGAGGCUGCGGACAUCGGUCACCUGCUGAAAGUGCGUAUCGGACACGACGGCACUGGGCCGUUAUCAGGCUGGUAUUUGAAUAAGCUGAUGAUCCAGCGACACUUCAUCAAACAGACGGCAGUCGAGCGACGCAAGGCGCAGAUGAAGAAGAAACACUCUACGUUGUCGCGCAUGAGUCGGUCAGGGUUUCACGACGAUGAAGACGAUGACCCACGGGCUAAACCAGGACUUCGGCGGCAGUCGUCCAUGACGUCAUUGGGCGACAAAGAGUUUGAACGCUACUGGUUCGUGUGUAAUAAAUGGUUCGCCAAGUCGGAAGGCGAUGGGUUAAUCGUGCGAGAGUUGCUCCCAACGACAGAGGACGGAAAGGUUCUUAAUACAGGCCUUGAGGAGGUUGAAUACGAGGUUCGAGUUCGCACCGGAGAUAAAUUAGGUGCAGGGACGGAUGCGAAUGUGUUCAUCACGAUUGCUGGAGAGAUUGGCGACACUGGCGAGAGGCAACUCCGCAAAUCAAACAACAUCAACAAGUUUGAGAAAAGCCAGGUUGACAUCUUCAAGCUGCCUGCGAUUGACCUUGGCCCACUGAAGAAGGUCAAGAUUCGUCAUGACAACAAAGGUGGGGGUGCGGCCUGGUUUCUCGAUUAUGUGGAAAUCGAUGAUCCCAAGGGUAAACAAAACUACUUCUUCCCCUGCCAGCGCUGGAUGGCAACUGAUGAGGAUGAUGGGCAGGUGGCACGCGAGCUUGUGCCUGUCGACCCGAGCAUCAAGAGCCGUUUACAGGGCAAGGGCUCUGAUGCCGUCAGGAAAGAGAUCGCAUUUGUCACGAAAGCACAUAUGAACACAUACCAUGUGAAUGUGACGACCGGGGAUGUGUGGGGAGCCGGCACCGACUCCAAUGUCUACAUCUAUUUGUUUGGGGACAAGGACGACACAGGCAAGGUGUUGCUGAAGUCCUCGCUCACCCACAAGAACAAAUUCGAGAGGAACCAGACGGAUGAGUUUGUUGUGGAAGCCGUCGACAUUGGCGAGCUACAGAAGAUACGCGUUGGCCAUGAUGGUGCAGGUGGAGGGGCCGCCUGGUAUCUUGACAAGGUCGAGAUUGACUGCCCGUCGUUGGGCCGUCGCUGGCUCUUCCCGUGCGGGCGUUGGAUGGGCAAGGGCGAGGACGACGGGUUGUUGGAGCGAGAGUUGUUGCCACAAGAGAUGGCCACCGAAGAGUACAUUCCCUGUGUACCAUACGAGAUCGUCACAUACACCAGCAACAUCUCGGGAGCAUCCACCGAUGCUGACGUCUACAUCGUUGUCUACGGGAAGGAGUUAGUCACGCAGCAGAAGACGCUAUGUGUCAGCAAGCAGGAGAGGAAGAAGUCAUUCAAGAAGGGCCAAGUCGAUAAGUUUGUUCUUGAGUUGGAAGAUAUUGGUGAGCCAAUUGAAAAGAUUCGUAUAGGCCAUGACGACAGUGGGUUUGCAUCCGGGUGGCAUCUGGACCGCGUAGAUGUCAAGAAACUCAAAACAAAAGGAUCGGAAUCCAGUCAGGGCGCUACAACAUACACGUUUCCAUGCGGGCGCUGGCUGGCGCGUAGCGAGGAGGAUGGUGCCAUCGCUAGGGAGCUGGUUGCAGGCUCAAUCGUCGAGGAGACGAUGAAGAAGGAUGGCACUGUCAGGAAGAAAGAGAUAAAUAGGAAGAAUACACUUGUUGCCAAGAAUUAUGAGAUAGAUGUGUACACUGGUGACGUCAAAGGUGGCGGCACUGAUGCUAAUGUCUUCUUGACGCUCCACGGUGAUAAGGGUGACAGUGGGGAAAGAAAACUAGUGAAAUCCGAUACGCAUAUGGAUAAAUUCGAGCGAAACCAACUGGAUAAAUUCAAAUUUGAAGCCGUCGACCUCGGCAAGUUAUACAAGGCCAAGAUUCGUCAUGACAACUCGAUGUUGAAUCCGUCUUGGUUUUUGGAUCGGAUUGAAGUCCGUGACACAAAGGAUAAUGAGAAGUAUGUCUUUCACUGCGAGAGGUGGCUGGCUAAGAAUAAGGACGAUGGAAAGAUCGAUAGGGCGAUUUACGUCAAGGGCUAUGAGGGCGACAUGUCCAGCACAAGCACGUUACAUUCCACCAAGAUUGGCUCCAUCACGAGUCUGGAUUCAUUCAGGAGCGGUGAGCCAUUCAGCAAGAGCCCAAAACUCUCUAAGAAAUUCUCAAGCAUCGAAGAAAUGCCUGAGGGACCAACUGUGCCUUACACUGUCAAGGUUCAAACCGGUGAGGGACAGGAUUGCGGCACCGACAGCAGUGUGUGGGUCCGGAUAAUUGGCCCGAAGAAAAAACACACCGGCAGGUUAUUCUUGGAGCUUGUUUCGCAGAAGAGACGUUUCGAGCCUUCGUCUGUUAAUACUUUCUCUCUGGAGGCGGUGGACGUUGACUUAGUGAAGAAAAUUGAGAUCGGCCACGAUGGUGUCACACCAGGCAGUGGCUGGUUCGUGAAGGAAGUGGAAAUCGACAUGCCCACGAAGGGGAAACACUAUUUCUUCAACUGCCACGCGUGGCUGGCUAAGGAUAAGGGUGAUGGCAAGACAACGAGGUUGUUUGCUGUGGAGGAUGGAGAAAGUACCAUGACCACUUAUAAACCAAAGAUACCGUAUGAGUUGACUGUGGUAACAGGUGACAUGCAUGGUGCGGGCACCGACGCACAGCUCGCCAUCACGGUGUUCGGUAUGAAUGGCACAAGUGGAGAGCUCAACCUUGACAAGAGUGAGCACAGAUUUGAGCGAGGCAAAACAGAUCUGAUCAAGAUUGAAAUUGACGACAUUGCGCCACUGAAGAAGAUCAGGAUUGGUCACAAUGGGAAGGGGAGUCGCGUGGACUGGUACCUGGAGAAGGCCACACUGCGUAACAUGAAUACUGGUGACCUGACCGUGUUCAACUGUAACAAGUGGUUCAGUAAGACUAAGGAGGACAAUUUGAUGGUGCGCGAUAUCCCUGCCACCAUACGAGGAGUGGAGCAAGUCAAGAGAACUGAUUACAAGAUCAACGUGAAGACUAGCGAUGUCCGUGGGGCUGGCACAGAUGCCAAUGUUUUCGUCGUCAUCUUCGGCGAGAAUGGCGACUCAGGCGAAAUUCACCUCGCCAAGUCCGAGACGUUCAAAUCUCCGUUUGAAAACAACCAACUUGAUGUGUUCACGUAUAAGGGUCUCCUGUCGCUGGGGGAGCUCAGUAAGCUGAGGGUAUGGCAUGAUAACAAAGGAAUCGGAGCAGCGUGGCAUCUCAACUACAUAGAAGUGGAAGACCUCGGCAAGAGGGACAAGAAGUUUAUGUUCCCUUGUAACAAGUGGCUGUCGCGGUCUGAGGACGAUCGCCAGACGUGCCGGGAACUGACGUGUGCCAAUGCAAAGAAGCCAACUGCUAGCUCUAAAUCAACAUAUGAUAUUGUGAUCAACACCUCUGAUAAACAGCAGGCAGGCAUGAUCCACAAUGCUUGGCUCAUCUUGCAGGGAGAGUUGAGAAACUCUGAGGAAUUCGUCAUGGAAAACAGUGCCAAAAAUAAGAUACUUCGACGAGGCCAGACUGAUUCGUUCAAACUGCCGUGCAAGAAUCUCGGAAAGAUAAAGAAGUGCAUUCUGGGUGCAGUUGAGCGGGAAGAUCGGCCGAUUCCUGACGAUGCCGAGGGUAGAGAUGUCAUGUGGCACUGUCAUGAUGUGACCGUCAUUGAUACGAAUCUCGGAAAUAAGUACACAUUCAAAUGCCAACAAUGGAUUACAAUCUGUGAAGACAUUGAUCAUAAAUACGCCAAGAAACUCGAGGUGAAAGAUGUUGAGGAGAACAAGGUCAGCAUGGUGAGACAACUUGCCGCAGUCAAGUAUGAGAUCGUCGUGGUGACGGGCGACAUCAAGGGUGCUGGCACCGAUGCCAAUGUCACCGUCUGCGUCUUCGGCGAACACGGCGACUCGGGAAAGCGUCCACUCAAACAGAAGUUCAGGGAUCUCUUUGAGAGGGGCCAGACGGAUAAGUUUCAGAUUGAGACGCUUGACCUGGGCGAACUCAAUAAAGUCAAGAUCGAACAUGAUAACUCUGGUUUUGGCGCUGGCUGGUUCCUCGAACGGGUGGAAAUAAUAAACAUGGCAUCGAACAAACGGUGGACAUUCCCAUGCCAACAGUGGCUCGACAAGAAGAAGGGAGAUGGAGAAAUCUGCAGAGAGAUAUUUGUCAAGGACUAAAGGAUGUCUCUCUGUGGAGAUUGAAACACUGAUCUGCAGAGAGAUAUUUGUCAAGGACUAAAGGAUGUCUCUCUGUAGAGAUUGAAACACUGAUAUGCAGAGAGAUAUUUGUCAAGGACUAAAGGAUGUCUCUCUGUAGAGAUUGAUACACUGAUCUGCAGAGAGAUAUUUGUCAAGGACUAAAGGAUGUCUCUCUGUAGAGAUUGAAACACUGAUCUGCAGAGAGAUAUUUGUCAAGGACUAAAGGAUGUCUCUCUGUAGAGAUUGAUACACUGAUCUGCAGAGAGAUAUUUGUCAAGGACUAAAGGAUGUCUCUCUGUGGAGAUUGAAGCACUUAUUAUCUUACUCAAAACCAUGACCUAUCUGUCCAGGAUAUAAUAAUUGUGGUUUUAAGAUGUCAAGAAUCUCAGGAAAUAUUCUACAAGUCACAUAAAUCCAUCGUGAUUAUGAAUACCAAGGUACAAAGAGGAUUAAAGUUAACGACACAAGUAGGCCUACCGUAGCUUAAUGAUUGAGGUUUUUAUCAAGUCUAAGUCUGUGUUAUGUAUAUUCUUGAUGAUUUACGUUCAACCCAAUUAUGCUUAUUGCAAUUUCUUCAGUAUGUAUGACUCGUUUUAUUUUCAAAUUUAUAUCAUUGUAUUGUGAAAAUUUUAAGCAAAAUAUGUCUAUUGAGAAGAAUUAUAUCUACAUGUUUUUAAGCAGCAAUUAUCAUGAUUAUAGGGAAACGUUGUCAUUGAUGAACAUUGUAAAUCUGUGAUAUUGUAAAAAAUAUAUUUCUUGUAGAUGUAUAAAUCACAUUAAAGUAGGGAUUGCGGUCUUUUUACCCCCAGUCACCUAGUUGUUACUCGUAUCAUUUGAAACGUGGUAAACAGGGCCUACAACAAUUUAAAAGCAUAUAAUGACUAUAAAACAUAUAUCAGUCCACGUGAGAAUUAGGCCGAGAGGGAUGACUGACCAUCACCCAAAAAGGCUAGGAGAAGAAACGACUGGAUCCCCUUUUUAGAAGUAGAUCAGUAUGUUUCGCUAUUUUUGUAGUCUCUUGAUGCAGGUUUAGUUCUCUAGGGGUAGUCUGUUUCUUGAUAGUACCAGUAGAUAACUUGUGUAGUGAAUGAGGCCCUUUGUCCACAAUAGAUAGGAAAUGUAUUCAAUGUGUUUACAAAUUAUUUUGAUAUCAGAAUAUUGAGUUGAUUUAAUCAGUCAGUUGAGUCCGUCCAUUUCUUCUGAACUUUAAUUGAUAAGUUACAUUCUGUUAAAGUUCAGUAGAUUAUUGUAUUUUUGUCAUAUUCGUCAAGAUGGUCUCCGUACUAGUAGUCAUCAAACCACAUAAUUGAAGCGUUGAGAUGCAAAAAAGCAAAAGCCAUUCUGAAUAAAUAUAAGCGAAUAAUUGUUGUUAAGUGGGCAGACAGUACUAAAAUUCAAUGCAAAACUGGAAAGACUCCAUGUCAAAAAUCAUGUGAUAAGAUGUCACAAAAACCAUAAGAGUCGCAGCAGGACAAGUUUGUUUGCUCCAAAUUGCAUGUAAUUGCAUGUAAUUGCACGUAAUUGCAUGUAAUUGCAUGUAAUUGCAUGAAGCCGUAAGAUCAAAUUGAUCCUUCUCAUGUGCACAAUCAUCAUCAUCAAACACCAAUAUUGACAUAACUAAUAUCUAUCUACGUUAGUUGUAGUUGUAAAUUUUAUUUAUUUUUAUCUCCGUCUUCGUCAUUGCUGUAUGUAUAUGAAUUGAUGAGUGCCAUGACAGUGGCCUAUAUUGACAUCAUUCUACAGAGAUGUAUGUAAUUUGUUAUAAAGUGUACUUUAUCUUGACAUUUUAAGAACAAUAGAGGACUUAUACAUAAA